Volvox carteri f. nagariensis is the source of this 1578-nucleotide messenger RNA. RefSeq lists its product as uncharacterized. Gene Ontology annotation, biological process: regulation of transcription by RNA polymerase II. NCBI's taxonomy places the organism in Eukaryota, Viridiplantae, Chlorophyta, Chlorophyceae, Chlamydomonadales, Volvocaceae. The record is from RefSeq and is a predicted model, not a curated record. Gene Ontology annotation, molecular function: protein binding; transcription corepressor activity. Gene Ontology annotation, cellular component: histone deacetylase complex. The coding region runs from base 1 to 1578 and encodes 525 amino acids. The transcript is spliced from 8 exons.
AUGAGCUCCUUUUCCUUAACUAGCGAUGUCGUCAAUUACCUCAUAUACCGCUAUCUACAAGAGGCUGGUUUCACCCACUCUGCGUUCACCUUCGCCAGUGAAAGCCUGGUCACGCGCACGAAUAUUGACCCCAACAAUGUCCCGCCGGGCUCCCUCGUCACCUUUAUCCAGAAGGGCUUGCAGUACCUGGAGAUAGAAGCAAACCUGGAUGCGCAGGUGAGGGGGGAAGGGUGUCGGCACGUAACUGCAGCCCAGGCAGCGGCAGCGCAAGCCGCAACAGCCCAGGCGGCUACAGCACAGGCGGCUACAGCACAGGCAGCUGCAGGCCAGGCGGCGGCAGCAGCAGCGCCGGCCGCUGCCGCAGCGCAAGCCGCAGGUCCAUCAUCUCAACCUCAGCCAGCCCCACCCAGCGGAGAUGCCAGGGCCACAGCCCCUUCUACUGCGCCGGCAGCUGCUACAGCACAGCAGCAGCCGUCUGUGAAGCUGGAUGCGCCCGCUAGCAUAGAGGUUCCCGCCAGCGCAGUCAUCACCCUCAACGGCCAUGACUCGGAGGUGUACAUCUGCGCUUGGAGCCCCGUGGAGCCCUUGCUGGCAUCUGGGUCCGGCGACGCGACCGCACGGAUAUGGAAUCUCGCCACCACCGCCGGGACCGCACACACCCGGUCGGUGGUACUCAACCACGAGGCCAAGCAAGACAAGUCGCAGGGCAAGGACGUGACGACAUUGGAUUGGAACGCGGACGGCUCCCUGCUGGCGACAGGAUCGUACGACGGCCUGGCGCGGAUCUGGUCAAAGGACGGCAAGCUGAAACAGACGCUCGACAAGCACCAGGGGCCCAUCUUUGCGCUCAAAUGGAACAAGCGAGGCGACCUCUUGCUCAGCGGCAGUGUCGACAAGACGGCCAUCGUUUGGGACGCCAAGUCCGGGGAAGCCAAGCAGGUGUUCGACCUGCACUCAGCGCCCACCCUGGAUGUGGACUGGCGCAACAGCAACUCCUUCGCCACCUGCUCCACCGACCGCCUCAUCCACGUGUGCAAGCUGGGGGAGACCAAGGCGAUGCGCACGUACGCGGGGCACGAUGAUGAGGUCAACGCGAUCAAGUGGGACCCCAGUGGCCGCCUGCUAGCGUCAUGCUCGGACGACAAGACUGCCAAGGUCUGGUCCCUGAACAGCGACCGGCCGGUGCAGGACUUCCGCGACCACGAGCGCGAGAUCUACACCAUCCGCUGGAGCCCCACCGGCUCCGGCUCGGCCAACCCCAAUAUGCCGCUGCUGCUGGCGUCCGCGUCCUUCGACACCACGGUGCGGCUGUGGGACAUCGAGGCUGGCCGCUGCGUGCAGUGCCUUCACCGCCACGUAGAGCCCGUCUACAGCGUGGCCUUCUCGCCCAACGGCAAGUUGGUGGCCACCGGCUCCUUCGACAAGUGCGUUUACGUGUGGAGCGUGGAGGAGGGCGUGCUGGUGCGCUCCUUCCGCGGCGAUGCGGGCAUCUACGAGGUGUGCUGGAACAAGGAGGGCACGCGCGUGGCAGCGUGUUUCGCCAACCGCACCAUCUGCGUCAUGGACAUCAGCGUGUAG